CAAACACCAUCACAAGCCUUCUCUAAUAAAAGUCUAAGUACACAAAAACAAGUCAGCUACAAUGUCGAUGUCAAAAGUUUAUCUCUGCCUAAUCUUUCUCACCUUCCUCACUUCCCCACCUGUGCUCUGCUCUCGUAGCCCAAAACUCGUAGCAGCACCAGCCGCAAUGGACAAAAAUCUCGAGAAAACACAUGUUCAUCCACCAGCAUUGCUUGUUUCUGAAUCCAACAAGGUUGAUUCACCAUCCUCCAUGUCCAAGAUUGAUGAUGAGCCUGCAACAAGCUCUGCCAUUGCCGGCUUUUUCAGGUAUAGAUUCCCAUUCCAAGGCUGGCCUUUCCACAAGUAUGCUCCUUUCCCGCCUGCAAAUCCUUCUGUUCCUACAACACCGGCUACUGGAGCUGAGGAAGAGGAAUCUGAGAAGGUGCCUUCUUCGCCAAGCAAAGGAAACAGAGAUGGAAGCAACCCGUGAUGAAUGGAAACAAGAAA
Messenger RNA from Eutrema salsugineum, 486 nucleotides. RefSeq lists its product as uncharacterized. The record is from RefSeq and is a predicted model, not a curated record. The transcript has a single exon. The coding region runs from base 62 to 469 and encodes 135 amino acids. NCBI's taxonomy places the organism in Eukaryota, Viridiplantae, Streptophyta, Magnoliopsida, Brassicales, Brassicaceae.